AUGCUACACACUUUGUCUCUUUCUCUAUUUCUCUCGCGGUCUGUUUCCGCUUUCUUCCUCGGAGACUCAACACAUCUUCUUUUCUCUCUCUACGUCCCUCGUUAUUUUUUCUGUUUUACUCUCUAUGCAACACUCUCUCUUCCUGGUUGCCUUUCCAACCCCCCCUCUGUAUCGCAGUCUUCUUUUGUCUCUCUACGUCCCUCGUUAUUUUUUUUCUGUUUUACUCUCUAUGCAACACUCUCUUCCUGUUUUCUUUGUCUCUCUACGUGCCUCGUUAUUUUUUCUGUUUUACUCUCUAUGCAACACUCUCUUCCUGGUUGCCUUUCCAAUCCCUCGCUGUUUCGCAGUCUUCUUUGUCUCUCUACGUGCCUCGUUAUUUUUCUGUUUUCCUCUCUAUGCAACUUCUUUGUCUCUCUUCCUGUCUUCUUUUGUCUCUCUCUACGUGCCUCGUUAUUUUUUUCUGUUUUACUCUCUAUGCAACACUCUCUUCCUGGUUUGCCUUUCCAAUCCCUCCCCUGUUUCGCAGUCUUCUUUGUCUCUCUACGUGCCUCGUUAUUUUUUUCUGUUUACUCUCUAUGCAACACUCUCUUCCUGGUUGCCUUUCCAAUCCCCCUCUGUAUCGCAGUCUUCUUUGUCUCUCUACGUCCCUCGUUAUUUUUCUGUUUUAUUUUUUCUGCAACUUCUCUCUUCACUCUCUUCUGGUUGCCUUUCCAAUCCCCCCCUCUGUAUCGCAGUCUUCUUUGUCUCUCUACGUGCCUCGUUAUUUUUUUCUGUUUUACUCUCUAUGCAACACUCUCUUCCUGGUUUUUCCAAUCCCCCCUCUGUAUCGCAGACUUAUUUUCUCUCUACGUCCCUCGUUAUUUUUCUGUUUUACUCUCUAUGCAACACUCUCUUCCUGGUUGCCUUUCCAAUCCCCCUCUGUAUCGCAGUCUUCUUUUCUCUCUACGUCCCUCGUUAUUUUUUUCUGUUUUACUCUCUAUGCAACACUCUCUUCCUGGUUGCCUUUCCAAUCCCCUCCCUGUUUCGCAGUCUUCUUUGUCUCUCUACGUGCCUCGUUAUUUUUUUCUGUUUUACUCUCUAUGCAACACUCUCUUCCUGGUUGCCUUUCCAAUCCCCCCUCUGUAUCGCAGUCUUCUUUGUCUCUCUACGUGCCCUGUUUUCGUUUUUUUCUGUUUUACUCUCUAUGGAACACUCUCUCUUCCUGGUUGCCUUUCCAAUCCCCCUCUGUAUCGCAGUCUUCUUUCUUUGUCUCUCUACGUGCCUCGUUAUUUUUCUGUUUUACUCUCUAUGCAACCUCUCUUCCUGGCCUUUUGCCUUUCCAAUCCCCUCCCUGUUUCUGCAGUCUUCUUUGUCUCUCUACGUGCCUCGUUAUUUUUUUCUGUUUUACUCUCUAUGCAACACUCUCUUCCUGGUUGCCUUUUCCAAUCCCCCUCUUCUUCUUUGUCUCUCUACGUGCCUCGUUAUUUUCUGUUUUACUCUCUAUGCAACACUCUCUUCCUGGUUGCCUUUCCAAUCCCCCCUCUGUAUCGCAGUUUUCUUUGUCUCUCUACGUGCCUCGUUAUUUUUUCUGUUUUACUCUCUAUGCAACACUCUCUUCCUGGUUGCCUUUCCAAUCCCUCGCUGUUUCGCAGUCUUCUUUGUCUCUCUACGUGCCUCGUUAUUUUCUGUUUUUUUUUCUGUUUUUACUCUCUAUGCAACUUGUCUCUCUCUUCCUGGUUGCCUUUCCAAUCCCCUCUGUAUCGCACCCCCCCUCUGUAUCGCAGUCUUCUUUGUCUCUCUACGUGCCUCGUUAUUUUUCUGUUUUACUCUCUCUUCUUUGUCUCUCUACGUGCCUCGUUAUUUUUCCUCUCUGCAACACUCUCUUCCUGUCUUCUUUGUCUCUCUACCACCCUCUCUUUUUUCUAUGUCCCUUUCUCUCUGCAUCUCGAUCAAGCGUGUCGAUUCAUAUCUAUCUAUCUAUCUAUCUAUCUAUCUAUCUAUCUAUCUAUCUAUCUAUCUAUCCUAGUCUCUUCAUAUCUAUCUAUGUAUCCUAGCCUCUUCAUAUCUAUCUAUUUAUCACAGUCUCUUCAUACCUUAGACUGA
This is a messenger RNA of Acanthosepion pharaonis, 2082 nucleotides long. The record is from the annotation of a GenBank genome assembly. Lineage: Eukaryota; Metazoa; Mollusca; Cephalopoda; Sepiida; Sepiidae.